Xenopus laevis (African clawed frog) is the source of this 3031-nucleotide messenger RNA. It is a transcript of the gene skor1.S, whose product is annotated as SKI family transcriptional corepressor 1 S homeolog. The transcript is spliced from 9 exons. Gene Ontology annotation, molecular function: RNA polymerase II cis-regulatory region sequence-specific DNA binding; SMAD binding; DNA-binding transcription factor activity, RNA polymerase II-specific. Gene Ontology annotation, biological process: negative regulation of BMP signaling pathway; negative regulation of transcription by RNA polymerase II. Lineage: Eukaryota; Metazoa; Chordata; Amphibia; Anura; Pipidae. Gene Ontology annotation, cellular component: transcription regulator complex; cytoplasm; nucleus. Bases 310 to 2556 code for a protein of 748 amino acids. The record is from RefSeq and is a predicted model, not a curated record.
CCUCCACUUACCUUUCGGAUUUCCUUCUCGCCUGACUCUCUCUCUCAGGAUUCAGCACACAAACAGUUAAUGUGAAUAUGUCAACGUUAAGUGGAGUCGCCUCCCUGUUACUUUAACUGUCACUGGAUCGCAUUGCAACUCCCGAUCAGCCGCAUCCAGCGGACGCAGCCGCACAGACAACAAUUCCUCCGGCUCAUGUAGAACGAUUAGCAGCUUUAGCCUCGAUGCCGGGUCCGUUUGGGCCAUAAAGUAGUUUUUUUUUUUAGGGACCAGUGGAUCAUAUAAAGGGAGCAGGGGAAAGGAGCCGCCAUGGAAGGGAUCAGCGCCGACAGAGACCCCAGCUCGCCCCCCAGCUCCAAGCAGCAGCAGCAGAGCCCUCAGGAGAAUCAACAUUUCGCCGGCUCCCUGAUGAAGCCCAACCAGGUGGGGAAGACGUGCCUGUAUGGUGUACCCAUAGUGUCGCUGGUGAUAGACGGGCAGGAGCGCCUGUGUCUGGCCCAGAUCUCUAACACUCUGCUCAAGAGCUACAGCUACAACGAGAUCCACAACCGGCGGGUGGCCCUGGGCAUCACGUGUGUGCAGUGCACUCCUGUCCAGCUGGAGAUUCUGCGCAGGGCCGGCGCAAUGCCCAUCUCGUCUCGUCGCUGCGGGAUGAUCACCAAACGGGAGGCCGAGCGGCUCUGCAAGUCUUUCCUGGGGGAGCACCGGCCGCCCAAACUGCCCGAAAACUUCGCUUUCGAUGUGGUGCACGAGUGCGCCUGGGGCAGCCGGGGAAGCUUCAUCCCCGCCCGAUACAACAGCUCCCGAGCCAAGUGCAUCAAGUGCGCCUACUGCAGCCUAUACUUCUCCCCCAACAAGUUCAUCUUCCACUCGCACCGCACCCCCGACUCCAAGUACACUCAGCCCGACGCCGCCAACUUCAACAGCUGGAGGCGGCACCUUCAGCUCAAAGACGCCAGCCCGGAGGAUGACUUGUCGCACUCGUGGGAGGACGUGAAAGCCAUGUUCAACGGGGGCACCCGCAAGAGAGCCUUCUCUUCCCACGUCUCCUCCUCAUCCUCCUCCAGCUCUUCCUCCGCCAGGCGACACCUGGAUCUGGCCCCGCCGCCCCCUCCUCCUCCGGCCAAAGUGCUGCGCGGAGCGUCCGCGGAGGAGGAGCCAGGGGCAGCUGCAGUCAGAAGUUUCCCGUUGAUCCCGGUGCCCAGUAAGGGCUUCUCUGGGGUGUUACACAAAAUGGCUCCGCCGCUUUUUCCUCCUCCCCCCUAUGGGUUCCCGGCAUUCGGCCUGUGCGCCAAGAAAGAUGAUGGGGGGCUCGCGGAUGCGACUAAAGCAGCGGGGCUGCCGGGAGUUUUCUGGCCGACGGCUCCUGCCUCCAAGGACUCAGUGUACCCACAUUUCCCAGUGUUCUGGCCGGCGGCUGCCGGAGCCCUGGCGGUGCCCUCAUACACGGACCUGACUCAACAGCAGCAGCAGGGCCCGGGCAAGUCGGCCGGAGUUGUUGUGGCAGAACCGGAGGAGGCCGAGCCCAGCGGGGAAAGUGCUGAGGAACCGACCCGGGAGGAGGAGAGGUCGGGGGAUGAGGGACGGCAGCCCGGGGAAGCGCUCACCCCGAGGAAACUGCGCUACAUCUCCGCAUUCAGGCCGGUGGUAAAGGCCGCGGAGAGUCUGGCCAAGUUGUACGGAAGCCGGGAGUUGUAUGGGACAGCGAGACCCGCCGGGUACAGCUCCCCGGACCUACUCAGUGACACCUCCAGCUACCGCUCAGCCUCUCCCAGCCCCGACACCGCCGACGAGCCCGACGUAGAUGUGGAGUCCGGACGCUUCCCCGAAGAGGAGAACGGGCAGCCGGGAAGUUUGGGCCCUGGGGCCCCCUCCAGCAUCUCUUCCCCAGGAUCUGAACGGAAAGAGCAAAGUCCCGGGGCAAGUCCAGUCAGUGUGGCCGGGUACGAGGUCUAUGCAAAGCAGAUGCCGGACCUUCCUCACCUCACAAAGGGCAACAACUCGCACCAAGGCGUCUCCUCUUAUCUGUGCAACAUGGAUCCAAAUGAGCAAGACUCGGAGGACAGUCACUCAACUGCUGAGGAAUUGGACAGCAGGAAAGCAUUCCAAGACCAAAGGAGUCAUUUAUCCCACACAAGCCCCUUACACACUGACAGAGGAGAAGAAGACAGUCCGAUCGAUGUCACUGGGACCCAGUUUGUAGAGAAAGACAUUGAGAACAUGGCAAAAGAUGAGCUGCAGAAGCUGUUAGUGGAGCAGAUGGAUUUGAGGAAAAAGCAGGAACGGGAAUUUCAGAGUCUGAAAGAUAACUUCCAGGACCAGAUGAAGAGGGAACUGGCCUACCGAGAAGAGAUGGUGCAACAACUACAGAUAGUGAGAGACACUCUGUGUAAUGAACUGGAUCAGGAGAGGAAAGCACGCUAUGCCAUCCAGCAGAAAUUAAAAGAUGCUGAUACCAAGACCCUGCACAGGGAGCUGUUCCUUCAGAGCUCAACUCCUACCCCCUUGAGCUACAUCUGGGCACCACGGAAGCUCAUGUACCCUCCAGCGCCAUGAAUGGGAGAUAAGCAGGAGCACAGCACAAACCAAGCCAUUUCCUGGAUCCGUGGGAACAAGAGUGCACGCAGGACUGGCCGGGGAGAGACCCCCUCCCCCAGGACUUUCAAAAAACUUGUAGAUUUUGUACAGGGUGCAUCAGGAACCCUGAGCACUAAGGAAUCUGAGCCAAGAGUGAUCCAGAGAUGAUCAGCCCUGUAUUAUAAGGCAUUGUGAAUAACUGACACAUAAUAUAUAUAUAUAAUAUAAAUAUAUACAUAUAUAUAUAUUUAAAGACAAUUCUUGCAAAAAGUUCAAUGUAUUGUUUUACUAUUUAAUUCCUCUGUAUGUCUCCACAUAAGCCCAUCAGUAGCAGAGACUGUUUCCCUCUGUUACUGGCGGCAUAGUAACUGGGGGCUAAUGGUGGCAAGAGUGGCUACGUGCAAUGGGUAUCAAUGUACUGUGAUUCUUAUUAAAACAGUAUUUUUUUAAGUUA